Messenger RNA from Zingiber officinale, 2058 nucleotides. RefSeq names its product zinc finger BED domain-containing protein RICESLEEPER 2-like. NCBI's taxonomy places the organism in Eukaryota, Viridiplantae, Streptophyta, Magnoliopsida, Zingiberales, Zingiberaceae. The transcript has 3 exons. Gene Ontology annotation, molecular function: protein dimerization activity; DNA binding. Bases 1 to 2058 code for a protein of 685 amino acids. The record is from RefSeq and is a predicted model, not a curated record.
AUGUCAACUCCACACAUAUCAACUGAAGAUUCGGCUGCAAGUCCUAUUUUGUUAGAAAUUGAACCUUCAGCAAAUAAUACCAAUGAAGCAACUCAAAACAAUAAUGAGCAGCAACCCGACACCAUUGAUGAAGACGAUGAAAGUCCAUAUGCUCCAAAGAAAAGAAAAUGGACAUCCAAAGUGUGGGAUGACUUUAAAGAGGUUACUCUUCCGGAUGGAACAAUAAAGGCUGAAUGUAUUUAUUGUAAACAUCUGCUCACAAUUAAUAAGACUGGUGUUACAUCCCAUUUUUUGAGGCACCUCAAGGGUUGUAUGAGGAAGCAUAUUAGUGAUAAAGGUCAAAAAAAUAUUAGUGUCACUACAACUAUUGUUGAAUCAAAAACUGUUAAUGCUGUCCAAAAUUUCAAGUAUGAUCAUGGGAAGAUUAGGGAGAUUCUUUCUCACAUGAUCAUUGUUCAUGAGCUGCCAUUCCUUUUCUCUGAAUAUGAAAUGUUCAAUUUAUUGAUGAGGACCGCAACUCUAUAUUAUCAGAAGAUUAGUCGUACUACUGUGAAAAAAGAUUGUACGACUUCUUAUGAAAUUGAGAAGAAAAAAGUUAUGGAAUCAUUAAAAGAUGUGAAUAGGGUUAGUGUGACAAUUGAUUUAUGGAAGUCAGAUCAGAAGGUUUCAUAUAUGGUUGUCACCUGUCACUAUGUGGACUCUAGUUGGAAUUUGCAAAAGUGGAAUCUAAAUUUUUUAGAUGUUCCUCCACCUCAUAAUGGUGUUUCUAUUUGUGAUGUGUUAAAUAAGUGCUUGGUUGAAUGGGGAAUUGAGAAUAAGGUAUGGCUAAUUACAGUUGAUAAUGCUAGCUAUAAUGAUGUAGCUGUGAGGAUGUUGAAGGAUAACCUCUCCUAUAAAAAUAAUCUUCCUCUUGGUGGUAAAUUAUUUCAUGUAAGAUGUUGUGCACACAUCUUGAAUCUUUUGGUGCAAGAUGGGUUAUCUGAGAUUCAAGAUAUUAUUUUCAAUGUGCGUGAAAGUGUGAAACAUAUAGCUGCCUCAGAAACUCGUGUUAAUAUAUUUAGUGAAAUUUCAAAGCAAUUGAAACUAUCUUCGAAGAAACUUGUUUUGGAUUGUUGCACAAGGUGGAAUGCCACAUUUUGUAUGUUAUCAGCUGCUUUAGAGUUCAAAGACAUUUUCCCUAGAUAUGCAGCAAGGGAUGCAACUUAUACUUUUUUGCCAAGUGAGGAGGAUUGGAAGAAGUUAAAUGAAGCAAGUGUAGAUGAAGGAAGUUUCAUAGUAGAAAUGGUUAACAAGAUGAAGACUAAAUUUGAUAAAUAUUGGGGUGAUAGCAACUUAUUGAUCUCUAUAGCAGCAGUUUUAAAUCCAAGGAACAAGAUGAAGUUGAUUGAAUGGUGUUUUCCAGAGAUAUAUUCAGUUGGUGAUACAAUUGAGCACAUUUCUAUGGUUCAUGAGACAUUACACAUGUUGCAUAAUGAGUAUGUUGAAGCUCAUAAAACUAGUGUUGACAGUAUCAAUGUUCAAAGUGAAACUCAAAGAGAAAGUUCUAUUGGUCGGAGUAAUUUAAAUGGAAGAGGAAGAGGUAAAGUAAGGGCACAAUUUUCUAGUUACAUAAAGAAUGUUGAUAGUGUUGAGCAAGUAAAAUCUGAAUUAGAAGUGUACUUGGAUGAAGGGUGUGUUAUUUGUGAAGAUGAAACUGACUUUGAUGCAUUGUCAUGGUGGAGAAUUAACAACUUAAAAUUUAGGAUCUUAUCAAAAAUGGCUUGUGAUGUACUAUCAAUUCCGAUAACUACAGUUGCUUCUGAAUCGGCUUUUAGUGCCGGUGGUAGGGUAAUUGAUCCUCAUCAUGCCUCUUUGGGAACAGAUACAGUCCAAAUAUUGUUUUGUGCAUCAGAUUGGUUGCGUGCUCAUUAUGGAAUCAAGAAAAAAAUCAAAGGUGAUUUUAACGAGCUCGAUUUCGAGCUCAAUUAUGUGCAUAACGAGCUCGAGCUCGAGCUCGAUUAUGUGCCUAAUGAGCUCGAGCCUAACGAGCUCAAGUUCGAGCCUAACGAGCUUGUUUAA